GUGAAGGCCGGGUAGAGUUCGGGGGGAGAGAGGCAGGCAAAACCGUGUCAGGCAUCCCACACCCUGAGUAGGCCUACUGUAUGCACUCACAGAUCAAGUUCCACAUGCAAGUGCUAGGUUUCUCGAUUCAGCUGUUACUCAUUCCAUCCAGUUGCCAAGAAUGUGAACUUCAUAAGAAGAAACAGGUUCCAGUCACUGUCCAGGGAUCAGAGUCAAAUGCUCCAAGAUCGGUGCAGUGAGCAGUCAUGGACACUUCUGGCAGCAAGUUACAGCAGAAGGCUCUGCAGCAACCUAAGCAGAAGAAAUCCAAGUCGGCUGAAUUUCUGAUGGGCGAAAUGGAGGAGAGUGCUGUGGUGGAAGGCAUUGAAAACCCUGUCUUCGAUGGAAGCUACAGCACAGAGCUUUCAGCUUCUCGGGCUUCAGCAGGGAGAGAAAUUCAACGUGACAGGCAAGAUAGCACCCUUGCAGCUCACCAACAAAAAAUGGAGCUGCGAGCCCCUGCCAAACCAAGAGUUUCCACAGGAAAUGAGCGUGCCCGAAAUUACUUUGACCCAGCGCUGGUGCAGGAAACCAACCCAAGGCGGUGCGGGAUGGCGGAGGUCGGCACAGAAGAUGAGCUGGAAUUAAAAAUAAUGAACCAAGAUGAAAAGGGCCUAUAUCAGAAAAUGGCUGAAAUGCUGGACGCUGACGACGACACCACCAUCAUAGAGUUACCAGGUAUGGCGCUAGCCCACAGGGAGGAGGCAGAGGUGUGGAAGGUGAGGGCCGGUGAUCCAACGCUGCGUGUCGGUGCCGGUGCUGCAGGCCGUGGGCGCUUCAUGGCGGCAGUGGAAGAAGGGGAAGAAGAGGUGAUCCCCCGCUACGCCCAGCAGCUGAGGGAGCGCGUGCUGCCUGACAUGAUCACGCUUGGCAGCCUUUCACUGGAACAGGUCAGAGCCACAAAGAGGAAUAUCUAUGUCAUCUCCUAUAUUCACCAGCACAUGAGCCAUGUCCAUUACACACUCCGCCUAAUGGACAACACUGGCGCAGAGAGCCAGUUGCUGAAGGCGCUGAGGGAGCGCAAAGGUGAAGUGAUCGCCAAAUACGGCGAGAUGACAGAAGCCUCCGCAGCAGCAGAAUCACCGUGGGCCAGGGAGCCGGGCCUCGGCUGGCAGGUGGAGUGGUCGCAGAGUCCCCAGCCCAUGGAGGUGCGUGUGCGCUGCCUACGGGCAGUCAGGGACAAGCUGCCCAGGGGCCUCUACAGCCUCAGUGUGGCUCUUCAGAGCCGUCUGGGAGGCCCCGCCCUCACCUGGUCCUGUCUGAAGGAGGAGCAGUGGGCUGGGACCACAGAGCCCGUGGAGCACGGGGGCCACUUCUACGACACAGAGCUGCACGUCAACCAGAGCCUGUUCACCAUCCUGCCUGCGUCGUGUGACAUGCUGCCCUCCAUGGUCCUGCUGUUCAGGCUGCUGGACCUGACGGGGGAGCGGAGCCAGGUCGGCACCACACUGGGCUGGGCCGCCUUCCCUGUCUGCCAUGCCACCCUCACAACUGUCCAGGGGCGCUUCAAGACCCCCAUCCUCAGGGGGCUCCCGCACCCCCACCUCGACCAGUUCCGCAAGAUAGAAGGCCUUAUGUCAGCCGACCUGGACAACUGGCUGUGUAACCUGUACUUCCAGGUGAGGAAGCUCCCCAGUGGCAGCUCCAGAGGGGAUGAGGAGCACAGUGUCACCCUGCAGAUCCCUCCUCUCCUCGUCCCCCCUUCGCCCCCCCAGGCAGGCCCAAGCGGCUCCAGCCCCAGCCGGGGGAGAGGUGGCGUCAAGCCGUGUCACCGGGGGUCCCCUCUCCACCUGUCUGCCUCACACUCCUCCUCUGCCUGCUCCUCCUCCACUCUGCCAGGUAGGGCUCCCCCACCGUCACCCCCACCACCCCCUACUGCCAGCGGCCACAGUGGGGGACAAAUUAAACCUAAUGUCACAGACAGAGUGGCAGGUCUCCAUGGCUGUCAAAGGAGGUCAGGAAACAUCCUGGCCAACGCAAAGUACCAGUCCUCCACACCCACCUCCUCCACUCUACGAAAAGAAAGAGGGGGGAACAACAGAGAAAAUUCAGGUGAGGAGGUGGCUGGAGAAGAAGUGAACCUGAUCCGUACCUUGAGUAACGGAUCAAAAGGUGUCCCUCACAGCACCUCGCGGAGGCCCGUUAAGGCACCGCUCCGGAAGAACUCCACAGUAGUGGUCCCUGAGAAAAUAGAGGAGAUGAGAGAUCCCUACACAGAGAAAGCAGAGACAUGGAUGCACUACAAGAAGAAGCCAAUCAACAAGAUAAAUAGCUCGAGCGCCCAUGUGAGAGGGAGCGCCGCACCUCCACCGCUUCUGCAGGGCCAGGCUGACAAACAGGAGACAGCAGCUCCGGCUGUAGCAUCAUCGGAGAAGAGGGAGAAUCUCUGGGCUAAGGAGAUGGAGGAGUAUACGUUCUCCCUACAGCCUGUGCUCUCCUACAGAGGUGCUGGCGGUGGCGGCACCGGCAGUGGUAGCAAUGGUGGGGCUGCUGAGCGUACACAUUUGGCUCUCCGCAUGAUCCCGUCAGAGCUGGGCCUGUCACCGCGGCGCUGGGGCUGGCGCUCCUCCUCAGCAGCAGCAGCAGCACAGCUCUGCCUCAUUAUGCCGCUCCUGGCUUUGAUCUGGUUUGCGAGGCUCUACCUGCAUUACUGCAGCCAGUGGCUCUUCCUCCAGGCCAUCGCAGUUCCUGUCAACAAAUUCCAGUUCCAUGCUCACACCGUGGAGCUGGUCUACCAGAAUUCCUUGCUUCAUACCCGCGAGGAGUUGGCUAUGGUCGUGGUGGGACCUCUGACCUUGAACGCCGUAACGUUGCUGCUGCUCCUGAUCAGAUGGGGCUGUCAGCUAGCGUUUGGCUCACUCCCCUCCUUCACGUCAAACUUUAUCAUGGCUUUGGGAGUGUGGACAGUGCUGGACCCGCUGGCGGUCUUUGUCGUGGAUGCCAUCCUGGGGCGUCUGUCCUACAGUGCAGAGUCUCCUGUUGCGGAUGCAGCCAAGCUCUACUGGCACUUCUACCGUACCGACCAAUCAGGGGCAGCUGGAGUGGUCAUCACCCUCUUCCUCUAUGCCAUCCUCUUCCUCCUCUCCACCACCAUCCUCUACCUCUACUUCCUCAGACUCCACAACGAGGGGCGCAUGCUGGACAUCUUCCAGCGUCUCAGCGUGACCGAGGGAUCCUUCUUUGUCCCCCGGGACCUGGAGGUGUCCAACCAGGAACUAGGCUACAUCAUCCAGAAGGCCGAGCAGUGGAGGGGCUUCAACGGAGAAAGACGCAAGGUGUCAGUGUAUGACUACAUCUGGACAGAGGAGGGCCCCUUGGCGGGCUGUGCCCCCCCCAGGGGCGACCCUCGUGGGGCCGUGCCCACUGCAGGGGGUGAGAGCAGUACCCACGUGUCUGUCUACACCCUCUACCUGAGCGGGCAGCGCCACCGUUACAGGCACUUCCUACGCCAGCCGGACGGUGCCAUCCUAGAGGUGAUUGGUGACAUGGACGGGGCAGAGCCUCCUCUCAGCACUAUGCCCCGCCCAGGUCAGAGGACACCAGAGGUGAACCAGGAAGACGAAGGCCCAACCUCCACCCUCCAACUCAGGGAGAGGAAAAGGAGGAAGCCUGUUUGGCGUACUCAUCGCGUCGAGCCAGUAGGAGACAGUGGGCAUGGCUCGAGCUGCACUGCAAGGCCUUAG
This is a messenger RNA of Salvelinus sp. IW2-2015, 3722 nucleotides long. The record is from RefSeq and is a predicted model, not a curated record. Lineage: Eukaryota; Metazoa; Chordata; Actinopteri; Salmoniformes; Salmonidae.